Molecule: messenger RNA, 2608 nt
Organism: Cloeon dipterum
Lineage: Eukaryota; Metazoa; Arthropoda; Insecta; Ephemeroptera; Baetidae
Product: BTB/POZ domain-containing adapter for CUL3-mediated RhoA degradation protein 3
Exons: 3
Coding region: 270-1214 (314 amino acids)
Biological process (GO): protein homooligomerization
Molecular function (GO): protein binding
Source: RefSeq, a predicted model, not a curated record
AAAAUCCAUUUUUAAUUGAAUGACGGACAAGGCCGACAGGAGGCUCUAUCCGUGUUAUUCAUCGUUCAUUCCAUUUUCCUUGUGUGGUUCCCUUUGAGUCAAGUGCAAUUUUUCGCAGUGGAUUUUGCAGCUUGAAUAUCUAACCCAGUUAGAGCAGUUGCGUUGACUGAUAAAACUACAAGCAAAGCUACUAAAGCGACAGUGUUUCUCCUCUGAUUGAUCACUCGUCCGAAAAAAUUCAGAAAAGCAGCGUGCUAGAUUGCUCGACCAUGUCGGGUGAUCACAAAACAGUAAUCAAAGGCAAUCCUUCCCAGUAUGUGAAGCUCAAUAUAGGUGGUUCGUUGCAUUACACCACGAUUGGCACACUCACCAAGCAUGACACCAUGCUUAGGGCAAUGUUCAGUGGGAGGAUGGAAGUCCUCACUGAUUCUGAAGGUAUCACAUUAGUAGAGAGAAAACUAACAAAAUUUGCUAAUAGGUUUUUAACUCUGCUUUCAGGGUGGAUUCUGAUCGAUCGCUGCGGGAAGCAUUUCGGCACAAUCCUCAACUAUUUGAGGGAUGGCAGCGUUCCUCUUCCUGAUAAUAGCAAAGAGGUUGCAGAGUUGCUGGCUGAAGUCAAAUAUUACUGCAUCCAAGACCUGAUCGAAGCGUGUGAGAUGGCUCUCUUGAAAAGAGAACGAGAGGCUGAGCCAAUUUGCAGGGUGCCUCUCAUCACUUCUCAGAAAGAAGAGCAACUGCUCAUCAAUUCUACGGCUAAACCAAUUGUGAAAUUACUGAUCAACCGCCACAACAACAAGUACUCGUACACUAACACAUCAGAUGACAACCUAUUGAAAAACAUUGAACUCUUUGACAAGCUCUCCCUAAGAUUCAGCGGAAGAGUUUUGUUCAUCAAGGAUGUGAUAGGAUCUACUGAGAUUUGCUGCUGGGGUUUCUACGGACAUGGCAAAAAAGUCGCUGAAGUCUGUUGCACAUCCAUAGUGUAUGCCACAGACAGGAAAAACACUAAAGUAGAGUUUCCAGAAGCUAGGAUCUAUGAGGAGACCCUGAACAUUCUUUUGUAUGAAAAUCGCACAGGCCCGGACCAAGAACUGAUGCAAGCCACGUCCUCCAGAACCGCGGUGGCAGCAGGCAUGACUUCUUACACCAGUGAUGAGGAGGAGGAGCGAUCUGGUCUUGCCCGUUUGCGAUCUAACAAGCAGAAUAACCCCUAGCGCAACUGCCUCCCCCCACAAUCGGGGAGGCCAAUGCAGAGCUUGUUUCGCUUGUGAGAAACUCACUCUUAUCGAAACCUCGACGGUUUUUGCUGCAUUGUUUCGAAUGUUGCCUCCCAUAUCGUUGAUUUCCCAUGUCCAAACUGGGUUUAUUUCUUACUGUAUGCACAUAAUCGCAGUUCCUAAGUCGUUAUAUAAUUUGCUAAUUUUAUUACAAUUUUUACAAGAAGCGUUAAUCCUCCCUUGAGUUGAUUCCUGGCAGCGAUUUUGCCUUAAUUUGUCCCGUAUGAAAGAGAAUGCAGCUCGAGCUUGUAAAUGAAGUAUAAUCAACAUUGCUGUUGCAGAAACUGAUUUCACUGUUUCAAAUAGACGCUCUUAAACAGUAAAAAAGUGUUUAUAAAGAUCUCCACCAACUAUUUUGUAUGUGAUCUUUAACUUGUUAGGCUACAAUUGGACUGAUCUCGAUUUGAUAGUAGAAGUAUUAUUUUUAGGUCAAUGAGAUCAGUCAAAUUAUACCUCAAAGGCUCCGUGCAAAAAUAAGAAAAGCCAUUUUUAAGUGUAAAAUCACAACAUGCAGGGAAUGCAUUCAAAACUGCCUCACCAUUCAAACAAGCGAACAAAGUAUUGGAGGCACUAUUCAUUUUCACUCCACUUUUGAAUACAUUCCCAAGUUGGUGCAAAAUUUACAAUUUAUCUAGAACUGAUAAAAAAAGUUGUAAUUUUUCAUAUAGUCCAGAAAAUCAUUAUCACACAUAUUAAUGUUGGGUGUGCAAAUAAAAUCCAAAGUAACAUUCAAAGACUGCUUGAGAAGAAACCUCAACAUCAAGGUUUACCUGAAUCAGAGGGUUCUGCUAGAUUUUGUCAGCUAACUAACAAAAUGCAAAGGGCUUUAAUUGUGAUAUUGGAAAGUUAGGAGAUGUCACUCGUAACAUGAUUAUUCUGUAAAAUUUUCUACUCGUGUAUUUAAUUUAAUCAAAUGUAAUAGCUUACUUAACAAGAGAAAUGACAAAUUCCCAAACACCUAACUAACUUAUAAUCUUUGGUGUGCCAAAAUUCUAUGUGCAAAAACCGCAGCCUUCUUGCCCCCACUCAGUAUUCACAAGGAUGAUCGUAGCAUGUGAAACAUUCCUUACUCCAUGAUGGACCUUGGAAACAAGUGUGCCAGUGUACAGUAUUAAAACGAAUUUAAACCCACCCGAAUAUAUUCAAAUUGUGAACACCAAAUACAAUAAGUCAGACAGGAUUAGAUGAUGAUUGUGAUGAGCGAUCACUUCAGAUAAUUAUCUGCUAGAGCAGAAGCUGGAGUGAUACAUGUAAAGUUGGUCAAGUCUCAUAAUUGAAUAUUUGUAACUGGAAUAUUUUAGCGCAUAAUAAAUUUAAGAAAUCAACAGAUA